Molecule: messenger RNA, 1697 nt
Organism: Arabidopsis thaliana (thale cress)
Lineage: Eukaryota; Viridiplantae; Streptophyta; Magnoliopsida; Brassicales; Brassicaceae
Gene: ADK1
Product: adenosine kinase 1
Exons: 12
Coding region: 343-1377 (344 amino acids)
Biological process (GO): AMP salvage; purine ribonucleoside salvage; adenosine salvage
Molecular function (GO): adenosine kinase activity; kinase activity
Source: RefSeq, marked reviewed
AAAUUUUGUUUCAGUUAACUUUUCUCUACAAAUGAAGUUGAAUGAAAUGAACUAUACUAAAAUUUGGUUUAAUAUAGAAUUAGAAAUUCCAAUGGCAAAUUUAUGCAUGAUUUUGAGCUAAUAUAUAAAUAUACAUUAUUUUGCCCAAAAAAAAAGAUAAAUAUGCAUUAAAAAAUAAUAUAUAUAAAAUAAUAGGAAGAAGAAGAAUCUAUCUUUGGUAUACCUACUUUGGUUUCAGAGCUUAUAAACACAAACACUUCACUCACACAAAACACUUGCUCCUCCAUUUACCAGAUCUGAACCUCUUCCCUUUCCUCGAAAAUCCUUCUAACAUCAUCAUCCAUGGCUUCCUCUGAUUUCGAUGGAAUCCUUUUGGGAAUGGGAAACCCACUCCUCGACGUCUCUGCCGUCGUCGACCAACAGUUUCUCGACAAAUACGACAUCAAAUUGAACAAUGCGAUUCUCGCAGAGGACAAACAUUUGCCCAUGUACGAUGAAAUGAGCCAGAAGUUCAAUGUUGAAUACAUUGCUGGAGGUGCUACCCAGAACUCAAUCAAAGUGGCCCAGUGGAUGCUUCAAGUUCCUGGGGCAACCAGUUACAUGGGAUCCAUUGGAAAGGACAAAUACGGAGAGGCAAUGAAGAAGGAUGCUACAGCAGCUGGUGUCUAUGUCCACUAUUACGAAGAUGAGGCAACACCUACCGGAACUUGCGGUGUCUGUGUUCUUGGUGGAGAAAGAUCGCUCAUUGCCAAUCUUUCUGCUGCUAAUUGCUACAAGGUUGAACACUUGAAGAAGCCUGAGAACUGGGCUCUGGUUGAGAAGGCCAAGUUUUAUUACAUUGCUGGAUUCUUCCUCACGGUAUCACCAGAAUCCAUUCAGUUGGUACGUGAACAUGCUGCUGCAAACAACAAGGUGUUCACGAUGAACCUUUCUGCUCCAUUCAUCUGUGAAUUCUUCAAAGAUGUUCAGGAGAAGUGCCUGCCGUACAUGGACUAUAUUUUUGGCAAUGAGACCGAGGCAAGAACCUUCUCCAGGGUUCACGGCUGGGAGACUGAUGAUGUUGAGCAAAUAGCCAUCAAGAUGUCCCAGUUACCCAAAGCCUCUGGAACAUACAAGAGGACUACUGUGAUUACACAAGGCGCAGAUCCUGUGGUUGUCGCUGAGGAUGGAAAAGUGAAGAAGUACCCAGUCAUCCCUCUCCCCAAAGAGAAGCUUGUUGACACCAACGGUGCAGGUGAUGCAUUUGUGGGAGGGUUUCUGUCCCAGCUGGUGCACGGAAAGGGGAUUGAAGAGUGUGUGAGGGCAGGAUGCUACGCGUCAAACGUAGUGAUCCAGAGGUCUGGUUGCACUUACCCUGAGAAACCAGACUUCAACUAAAUCUAGAAGUCGCACAAAUCAUCCUUUUAGUUUUAUCUCUGAAUGAGAUUUUGGUGAUUAUUAUUAUACGACCCAAAUAAACUCUAUGUUGUUUUCUUGUAUCACCUUUUGAGGCUUUAAGCUAUUAUUGAGUGUGUGUUUUGGCUUGGUUUUAUUGUACCUUUUUAUGAUUAAUAAAUAUUAUUACUAUACUAGGCCGAGUAUGAUAUUCCAAAUGUCAAAAUGUUCAUAACUUGUUAUAUCUUCAUGGAUGUAAUUAUCCUCUAUUUUUGUUUGAACUUGCUUCAUUUCAUGAAAUAAUUGAAUGAUCAUUAUUCCCU